GACAUGAACCCCAAAUCCCACCGAAAUACAAAUACACUCGCUUUUUAUAUGGCUUGUUCACUAUACAAAUUUUAGUAAAUUGCACAUCACAUCGCCGGACAUAAUUAUGUUAAUAGGUUAUCAUCACUACUCACUGUAAUAUAAUUCAAUUUGUAAAUUUCAAGUGUCCAGGACAUCACAUUAAAAUGGGGCUGCCCUGGUUAAAAGGGGAAGUGUGGAAAAGUUGGGAUAAAACUGGAAAAAGCAAGUUCAUUACUGAAGUUACCAAAUAUAUAAAUGAUUUAUCAAAUCUCGACACGAAAGUCGAUUCCGGAUCGGCUAAUUGUGAAAGUUUGUCUUAUGGUCUUUCCGACAAAGGAGAACAGUUUAAGCACGCGAUCUACCUCUUGAUUAAAAAAGGAUGUUCAGGGUAUCUGAAAAAGGAAAAGAUUUCUGGUGUACUGACAGAAUUGGUGGCUUCUCAUCCACAAUGUGCUCCGUUAAUUGUUGAAAGUUUUGUUCUCAUGGACGAAAUGACUACAAUUCGAGCCGAGUUAAGAGAAAAAUUUGUAGCGAUUGUGAAAAGUGUGGAUGGUAUUUUAAAUGUGAUGUUUGUGGAGAGACUCAAUUCCGAUAAUUUGGGAGAAUUGGGUGCUGUGCCCAAUAAGAAAUUGUUCAAUACCAAAUUCAUCCGUUUGAAGACGAAACUUUAUUUUAAACAACAAAAAUACAAUUUAUUUCGAGAGGAAAGUGAAGGUUACGCCAAACUCAUAGCGGAACUUUGUCCUCCUUUUAAAUACAAAUCUCCUGAAGCGACUACUCAAGUUAUACAAUGCCUUAUUGGUCGGUUCAAUCUGGACCCAAAUCGAAUUUUAGAUAUUGUACUAGAAGCAUUUGAAUGCAAUCAAGAGUGCUAUUUUUUCGUUCCCCUACUUCAAAAUUUGAACCCGUCAUCUACUACGAUGUGUGAAAUUCUUGGAUUCAAACUCCAAAACCUGGAUGCAUCUGGAGAUUCUUUAUUUAUACAAAUUGCACUUUUAAUACAACAUGAAAUUAUCACUUUGGAUGAGAUAUAUCCUUGGUUGACCCCAGAUGACCGGUCCAUUAAAAAAGAUUGGGACCAUCAAUUAAAGGAUGCCAAAGAGUAUGCUCGAAAGUCAAUGAUUGUGACCAUUAACAAAGAGAAACCGACGGAAGAAUCGGAAGAAGAUUCUCCGGAUGAUAGAUUUUCAGAUAAUCAAAAACUUUGUUUAUGUGAGGCAUUAUUUAGUGUGGGAGAUUGGAAUCAUGCCUUAGAACUUGUUAACAAGUAUCCGCAAUAUUCCUGUGUCAGUCGGAAAAGAAUUGCAUUGAAACUGAUCAAAUUGAUUGAAUAUCUUAUUCACCCACUAUACACCUCGACAAGGGAGCUAUCUAAAAAUUUGGGUCCUAGUGAUGUGCCAACCCUGGUCAAUGAGGAAAAGGCCCCGGAGAAAGCCAAGACGUACGGUGGAUUACGCCGUAUUAUCGAUAUUAUAUUGGCAAUUGGUCCUUAUAUACAUCACGAACCCAAAGUUCUGUAUAAACUGCUGAGAAUUAUAAGCUAUUAUUUACAGAAGAGUCCCCAACCAAGAAAACAUACAUUGUAUUUCAAGUUUUUGACAGUUUUUGAUGAAGUCAUAUUACCUGCAAUAUCAUUCUUGGAUGCGAAUUGUGCAGUAACUGAAGAAGUAUGGGCAGCGAUUCAGUAUUAUCCAUAUCACCACAGAUUUCGUUUAUACGGGUCAUGGAAAGGGGAAUCUAUGUUACUAACUCAUCCUUCCUUGCUGCGAAAACGUGUGGACUUGGUUAAGAAACUGAAACAUUUGAUGCGAAGAAUUUCAAAAGAAAAUGUUAAGCCAAUGGGACGUCAGUUGGGGAAGCUAGCUCAUUCAAUGCCUGCUGUGGUUUUCGAUUACAUUUUAUCUCAAAUUCAACUAUUUGACAAUUUGAUUUCUCCUGUCAUUGACGCGCUGCGGUUUUUGACAACUUUGUGCUAUGAUGUGAUGGGGUACUGUCUUUUGGAAGCGCUGUCACCCAGCACUAACAAUACUUCAGGUUCCAUGUCUGUUAUGUUGAUGCCAAACCGUCCUAGAACAAAGCACGACAAUUCAACCAUAGCUUCAUGGCUCCAAAAUUUAUCCUCAUUCACUGGAGCAAUGUGUAAAAAAUACAACAUUGAGCUUGUCCCUAUUCUCCAAUACGUUUCGAAUCAACUGAAAUCAAAGCAAGGGUUGGACCUCCUCCUAUUGAAAGAGAUUGUUCAAAAAAUGACGGGAGUUGAAGCCGCCGAGGAAAUGACUACUGAGCAAUUAGAUGCAAUGGCUGGAGGAGAAUUACUUCGUAGUGAGGCUGGCUAUUUUGGACAAGUACGUUCUUCAAGAAAAUCGGGAGCACGACUGCGAGAAGCCGUGUCAGUCAACGAUUUGGCUGUGACAUUGUGUAUUCUUAUGGCUCAACAAAGAAACUGCAUCGUUUACGAAGAUACUCAAGGGUUGCACACCAAAUUGAUUGGAAAGUUGUAUGACCAGUGCCAGGACACUUUGGUGCAGUUUGGCACGUUUCUUGCAAAUUCAUGCACAAUGGACGAUUACUCAAGAAAAAUUCCAACGCUUGAUCGAUUAGUCAAAGAAUAUCACGUGUCUCCCGAUGUUGCUUUCUUCUUGUGGAGACCAAUCUUUUCAUUUUUAAUUGGGGCAAAAUAUGACGAGCUUAGAAGAUCAGAGAAGAAUCACAAGGCAAUGACGGUUGUUCAAAGACAAGAAAAGUACACGGAUGCAUCCAAUGUGAUAUUCACUCCAAUUUCUGAAGUAAUGCGAAACUUUUUGGCUCCGAAAAUAUGGGAAGAUAUAUCUCCCCAAUUUUACGUCACGUUUUGGUCACUCUCCCUCUACGAUCUUUUCGUACCCACUGAUGUUUACAACCGGGAAAUAAGCCGAAUUAAACAAGCGUCCAUUGGCUUUGGUGAUAAUAAGGACCUCCCUUCAAGCAAAAGAAAAAAGGAACAAGAGCGAUGUUCAGUCAUGAUUGAAAAACUUCAGGACGAAGAACGUCGACAAAGGGAACACGUGGAUCGUGUUAUGUCGAAAUUAAAUAAGGAAAAGGAGUAUUGGUUCGCUUCUCGAAUUGCGAAAUCAGCCAAGAAUGAAGCCGUCACGGCAUUCCUUCAACACUGCUUGUUUCCCCGUUGCAUAUUUACUGCACCAGAUGCGAUUUAUUGUGCCCAUUUCGUAAACAUUAUCCAUUCAUUAUCAACUCCCAACUUUUCUACUUUGAUAUGCUAUGAUCGUAUAUUUUGUGACAUCAUUUACACUGUAACAUCGUGUACGGAGAACGAAGCGAAUCGUUAUGGUAGAUUUCUCUGCGCACUUCUAGGCACAGUAAUGAAGUGGCACGGAGAUAAAGCCGUAUUCGACAAGGAAUGUGCCAGUUUUCCUGGCUUUGUGACAAAAUUCCGAGCUGCAAAUACUAUGAUGACCGAAAGUAGUGAUCAUGUUGACUAUGAAAACUUCAGGCAUGUCUGUCACAAGUGGCACUACAAAAUUACAAAGUGCAUCAUUGUAUGUCUCGAGUCCAAAGACUUUAUUCAAAUCCGAAAUGGACUGAUCGUCUUAAAGCGAAUCCUUCCUUAUUAUCCGAAAGUUCUCAAUUUAGCAACGGCUGUAGAGCGUUGGAUCGAGAGGGUGCGCGCUGAGGAAAAGGACAAACGUCAGGAUAUUUUUGCAUUAGCCACAAGUUACAUUGGUCAAUUGAAAGCAAAGUGGAGUACCUUGAUUUCCGAAGAAGAUUUUCAUCAAAAACCUGUGGAUAAAACGGCAGAGAAGCAAGGAAAGACUAAGCAACCCUUGAAAGAAGAUAAGGGAGGUGUGGUGAAGGAGAAGAAGAAGUUGGUUGCUGGUCGAUCAGACGGAGCACUGUCGCUAUGCUCCAGCCCUGUUGGUUCUAUUGGUUCGAAUCACACUAACACACCACCACCCAGGAUAUCGAAUGGAACGAUUUCAGCAACAAACAGUCCCAACAUGCCAUUGAUGAAUCUUAAAAAAGAAUCAGCACCAACAUCUCCCCUGGUCACUUCUGCUCUUCCUAAAAAAGAUGCUCCAGUUAAAAAAGAUACAAACACUCAGAAGAAAGAGACGAGUUCCCAAAAGAAAGAUACUGUUUCUGUAAAGAAAGAGCCUCAAUCGCCUGCUCACACAUCAAAAAAAGAGUCGUCGAAUCCUCCCUCCUCUGGUAGUCAAUCGAAACAAGACGCUAUUUCCAAAGUGAUUCUUAAAUCACGAGAUUCUGACCGUGAAUCCAGUGAAGAAAAACCCAAGGAAAAGGGGAAACGUGUUAAAUCCCGAGAUGCGCCGUCAGAAUCCGUAUCCACAAAUGGGGGCAAUAACAACACUUCUAUAUCUGUUUUAAGUGCCAAUUCAUCCAUCUCCUUGACACCAAUUUCCUCCCCAGCUGGCAGUGAUGACAGGGAUAAGAAAAGGAAAGAUAAAAAAACAGAUAGAAAAAGAGAUCGAGAUGCAUCAGUCCACGUAGAUUCUAAGCGAAAGCGAACCGACGAUAGCUACAAAGCAGUCCCAAAUAUGCAGAAGCUAAGCCGAACUAUAAUCAUGUCCAACGGGGAGACUCAUGAAAAAGAUAGAAGUACAUCAAAAGAGGAAAGGUCUCCACGCCAAUCCAGUCGUGACCGAAAUCGUCCCACUGUGGAUUCUCCAUCAUCCGUUUCAUCCCUCGAUCGAUCGAAAGGAAAGCAUUCUUCAAGAUACAAGUGAUGAAGGUGAUUUCAACAACAGCAGCAGAUGCACCCAAAUAUAUUAUAAUAGUAAUGAAAUCAUCAAAUGACCAGUUUUUAUUAUUUCCAGUUGUUUGAUCUCUUUUUACAAUUACAUACUUACUAGUAGUAAUUUGUUUUUAUUAAUAGUACACAGUUUUUGUUUAUGGAAAUACAUCACUAGAUGCACAUAUUAUGUAACAUAAACAUUAAUUAGUUAGUAUGUGUAUGUAUGUAACUUGUGAAAUUCGUACAAACAAUUUCAAGGGCUAAAAAAGAACCUGAUUUCAAUCCAAACCUACGAAAUAAAUAAUCCUAAAAUCUACGGAAA
Molecule: messenger RNA, 5093 nt
Organism: Folsomia candida
Lineage: Eukaryota; Metazoa; Arthropoda; Collembola; Entomobryomorpha; Isotomidae
Gene: tho2
Product: THO complex subunit 2
Exons: 25
Coding region: 186-4763 (1525 amino acids)
Biological process (GO): mRNA processing; mRNA export from nucleus
Cellular component (GO): THO complex part of transcription export complex
Molecular function (GO): mRNA binding
Source: RefSeq, a predicted model, not a curated record